AUGUCAUCACAUCCGAGUGAUAACUCUUAUGUUUGUGGAUUGUGCGCAAAGGGGUUUUCCAAGGUUGCUCGCCUCAAGGCACAUGAGAAAACCCAUCACAGUGGCGAAAGACCACAUAGAUGCGAGUACUGUUCAAACUCGUUUGCUGCACCCUCCAGACUGAAGAGACACAUGAGGAUCCAUACCGGAGAAAGACCGUUCUCCUGCGAUAUCUGUUCAAAGAGGUUCUCUCUCUCCUCACACCUGACAGAACAUAUGAGGAUCCAUUCUGGCGAGAAGCCCUAUGCAUGCGAAAUUUGCUUAAGAGUGUUCACUCGUAUCCAUCAUUUGACGGGACACAGGCGAACCCAUACUGGUGAAAAACCAUAUGCGUGUGAAAUUUGCUUUAAAGUGUUCACUCGCAUCCAUCAUUUGACGAGACACAGGCGAACCCAUACUGGUGAAAAACCAUAUGCGUGUGAUUUCUGUUCUAGGGCGUUUGAUACCGGUUCAAACUUGGAACAGCAUAUGAAACACCAUCCUGAGAAAGUGCCAAAUUAGUAUAAAUGUUUUGAAAAGAUAUUU
Messenger RNA from Uloborus diversus, 564 nucleotides. Its product is annotated as zinc finger protein 596-like. Gene Ontology annotation, cellular component: nucleus. Gene Ontology annotation, biological process: regulation of transcription by RNA polymerase II. NCBI's taxonomy places the organism in Eukaryota, Metazoa, Arthropoda, Arachnida, Araneae, Uloboridae. Gene Ontology annotation, molecular function: DNA-binding transcription activator activity, RNA polymerase II-specific; RNA polymerase II cis-regulatory region sequence-specific DNA binding. The transcript has a single exon. The coding region runs from base 1 to 540 and encodes 179 amino acids. The record is from RefSeq and is a predicted model, not a curated record.